UACAUCAUAUCUGUCCAUUAUUAAAAAAAAUUAGCCCACAAGACAGAGGUAGAGAGGGAGGAAAAAGAAACUCAAGAGAGAAUGAGUGUCACCACUGGAAAUGUUGUGUGUGUCACUGGUGCCUCCGGCUACAUCGCUUCAUGGAUAGUCAACUUUCUCCUUCAACGUGGCUACACAGUCAGGGCAACAGUUCGUGAUCCAAGUGAUCCAAAGAAGGUUGAGCACUUGCUCAAACUCAAUGGUGCAAAGGAGAGGUUGCACCUCUUCAAGGCAGAUCUUCUAGAAGAAGGUUCUUUUGACUCCGCCAUUGAAGGAUGUGAUGGUGUCUUUCACACAGCUUCGCCUGUUUUACUUCAUGUUGUUAAAGAUCCAGAGGCUGAAUUGAUUGAUCCAGCAGUGAAGGGAACUGUGAAUGUACUUGGAGCAUGCGCAAAAUCACCAUCUGUGAAACGAGUUGUCUUAACAUCUUCCAUUUGCGCAGUUGCAUUCUCUUCCCGGCCUAAAACUCCUCAAGUAGUAGUUGAUGAGACUUGGUUCUCAGAUCCUCAAUUCUCCUACCAAUUGAAGACAUGGCAGUGGUAUACAAUUUCAAAGACUUUGGCUGAGGAAGCUGCGUGGAAGUUUGCGGAGAAGAACGGCAUUGACAUGGUUGUUAUCAACCCAGUGCUGGUGGCAGGACCUCUCUUGCAACCAGAAGUUAAUGCAAGUGUUGAGCCAAUCCUCAAUCUAAUCAAUGGGAAAAAAUUUCCAAAUAGUUCUUUUGGAUGGGUCAAUGUAAAAGAUGUUGCAGAGGCACACAUUAAGGCAUAUGAGAUUGCUUCAGCUAGUGGAAGAUAUUGUUUGUCUGAAAGAGUGGUUCACUACUCUGAACUUGCUAGGAUUUUAAAAUCUCUCUACCCAACGUUACAAAUUACUACUGAGUGCGAGGAUGAUGGGCCCUAUGUGCCAACAUAUCAGAUUUCUAAAGAGAAGGCAAAGAGUUUGGGAAUUGAAUUCCAACCCUUGGAAGUAAGCCUCAAAGAAACUGUUGAAAGCUUUAGAGAGAAGAACAUUGUCAAUUUCUAAUCCAUGAUUUUGUAAUAAGGUCAACCAUGUCCGGUUGGUGACCAUAUACCAUUAGAAACUCCAUGAAUGGAAGGAAUAAGUAGGUUAUGAGUAUUAAACCAGAUCAAGUGAAUCUUUGGAAAUGGACCAAGUUAUAUUAAUAUAAACUUGCAUUAUCAAUAACAAUCCGUUAAAAGCUAGGGUAAGGCACCAUAGCUCAAAUUUGGUGA
This is a messenger RNA of Arachis ipaensis, 1274 nucleotides long. RefSeq names its product cinnamoyl-CoA reductase CAD2. The record is from RefSeq and is a predicted model, not a curated record. Gene Ontology annotation, molecular function: oxidoreductase activity, acting on the CH-OH group of donors, NAD or NADP as acceptor. NCBI's taxonomy places the organism in Eukaryota, Viridiplantae, Streptophyta, Magnoliopsida, Fabales, Fabaceae.